AGCCUCUUACUCAGCAAACACAGCACCUUCAGACAAGUGAGGGAGAGCAAUCCGAUGAGACACCAUCAGAGCAGAAUCAAGCAGAAGAAAAUCUCAAGGAUACUACAGAACCUACUACUGAGCUAGUUUCCACAGAGCCUACUACUGAACCUACUACUGAGCAUGUUUCGAAGAUACCGCCUAUUACUCAGAAAACAGAGCAUCUUCAGACAAGUGCUAUAGAUUUUUCAGAAACAAACGAGGUUGAAGUAAGCAGGCUUCUAGCUCACUUUCAAAUAGACGCAGAGGUUGAGAUUUUGUCUACUGAUGACGAAAUAUGGUAUCCAGGAAAGGUUGUUGAUCUUAAACUGUGUGAAGGACUAGAGGAGCUGACAGUUGAGUACACGACACUCUUCGCAGACCAACAUAGACUUCAGAAACUUCAGGAUACUAUCACGGCUGACAAAAUACGUCCUGCAACACCAACUAGUGACCAAAAAUCCUUUGAGAUGAUGGAUAAGGUAGAAGUCUUUUACAACAAUGGCUGGAGCAGCGGACAAAUUAGCAUGGUACUUGGUGAUAACACAUACUCGGUGUGUCUCUAUACUUCUAUGGAAACUAUUCUAUUCAAACAUUCAGAUUUGCGAAUUCAUAGAGAGUGGAAAGAUGGAGUCUGGAAGAUGGCAGAUAAGGUAAAUCAUAACUUUAAUUAUACUUCACGUGAAUUGUUUGAUAUACAUACAUUUUAGUUUCAGGAAUGGUUUCCAGAAAUUCCGAUUGCAACAAAUUUGAUAAUAUUUUGCUUGGUGUCUAUUGUUUGAUUAAAGGUGAAGCCUGAUAAGAAAAGGAAAGAUGCUACCUCAUCACAAAAUUCUGGAAUGGAUAAUGUUUUCCUAAGAAGGAGCGAGAGGGUGCCUAAACGAUCUAGAGACACAAAAACUCCAUUCAAGUUUGACAGAAAUCCGGCUUUAACUGUAAUACCUGAGAUUAUACCUGCAGUUGAUCCGUUUUCAACUCCUGCGGAACAUAAGCUUUCAAGGCUUCAAAAUUGGAUGACAUUAAAGCCCGGCAUGCAUGAAACGUCCCUAUCAAUCAAUGAUAAUAAGAUAAGGAAAUCUUUCUUUCAAAGCAUGGAAAAUGCAAAAAAGGACCUUAAGAAAGAGCACAUUGAUGGAGCCUUUGCAAUGCUAAAUUGCAGAAGAAAUGAGAAUGCUGCUUGGUUCCACAACUACAAGAUUCCAAAGGCGUGCUUCCUACCUAUGGAGUUCUUGCAUUGCUUGCUCUCUCAUGAUUUGGCUUACAAGAAAGAAAAGGUCAAAGGUAAAAAGAUUUUCAACGAUUUAUUUAAAGAUAUUGUAAGAGGGAAGGUAUAUCCAGAGAAGACAUGGGGAGAAGAUGUUGAUGUUGUGUAUGGGAUUACUCUUGGAAAAAAAAGCAAUGUCUGGAUUGGGAUGGAAAUUCAUUUGAAGAAGAAAAGAAUCACAGUAUAUGAUUGUUUUCAAAAGGAAAGCAACAGCAUUGAUAUUCCUCAAGUGAAAAAGUUGGCAGUGUUGAUUUCUGAUCUGCUGGUGGAAUCUUCUGGUGAUGAGGUAGAUAAAGUGAAGAUGAUUCCAUUUGAGGUUGAGCAGGCACAAGGUUUACCCAAGACAAAACAUCCUUUCAACUGUGGGAUAUUUCUUGUCAAGAUUCUGGAGUGCCAGUCAUUGAAGAUAGGAGACAUGACAAAGAUUAAUGAUGACAAUGCAUUGGAGCUAAGGAGAACCUUGUCUUGUGAGAUCUUCAACCAAUUUGUGGAUGAGAGCUUUGGGAAAUGAGAAUGAUGCAUCAAAACAUUUUUUGUUUUAGUUAAGACUCGGUUUUAGUUAUGACUGUUUAUUUUGUUA
Brassica napus (rape) is the source of this 1862-nucleotide messenger RNA. RefSeq lists its product as uncharacterized. The transcript is spliced from 5 exons. Bases 858 to 1793 code for a protein of 311 amino acids. Gene Ontology annotation, biological process: proteolysis. NCBI's taxonomy places the organism in Eukaryota, Viridiplantae, Streptophyta, Magnoliopsida, Brassicales, Brassicaceae. The record is from RefSeq and is a predicted model, not a curated record. Gene Ontology annotation, molecular function: cysteine-type peptidase activity.